Pyricularia grisea is the source of this 3478-nucleotide messenger RNA. RefSeq lists its product as uncharacterized. Gene Ontology annotation, biological process: transcription elongation by RNA polymerase II. NCBI's taxonomy places the organism in Eukaryota, Fungi, Ascomycota, Sordariomycetes, Magnaporthales, Pyriculariaceae. The record is from RefSeq and is a predicted model, not a curated record. Gene Ontology annotation, cellular component: transcription elongation factor complex. Bases 201 to 2552 code for a protein of 783 amino acids. The transcript has 3 exons.
GCUGGUCUGACAACUGACGUCCUCUUCCCCCCCUUUACUCUCUUGAAGAAACCAACAACAACAACAACAACAAUAACCCAUUCUUUUCGACGAAUGCCAAACAACCUUACCACGACCGACGACGAUAAGGACCAGCGGAAUCCUCGCUGUGAUUAGACUCGGACGAAUUGCAAGACGGCCGAGCCGAGUUGCCCGUCAAAAUGUCUCUCGUCAUUCCGGCAGGGGGUCUGGAGCUGGAGACGUCGGUCGACAAGAUGACCAGUCUCCCGCUCCAGGCUUUUGCCAUAACUUUGAGCGAUGACAUGCUGGAGGAUCUGAUAGACAGCUUCCAAAAUGGACAGGAGAUCGAGUUGUCCCUGGGGCAGUCACCGGCUUUUCUCUACGGCGGCAACACUCAACCUGUCACUCGAAUACCCGAGAAUUUCUCCUACGAUCUCUACGUCACCGAUCCAAACUCACCCGAAAUCGCUAGCCUUGCACCCAACCCGACGAUGCCACUAUUCAAGAAACCGCACCUUAACUAUGUUAAGAAGCCCAAGUAUAUGCCAAAGGGCUUAAUUGACGAAGAUGAGACUCCGGAGCUGGGAGCUUUGGAGAUCAUCGAGAACCCGGAAAAGUCUCAGACGUCCUCACAGUCCAAGAGCUCUUCACUUCAACCUCAGUCUGCGCUGAACAAGAAGCCGAAGCCUGCAACGACGGGGAAGAAGACAGCGGCUAGCAAUGCGAUAACCAUGUCAACACAGGCUCGCUCGCGUCCUACAAGUCCGGCAAUCAGCGCCGUCGGCUCUCCUCUUCCCGAGUCGUCGAUCGAGUCUUCGCACCAGCAAAUCGUGAAGGAGGCCAAAGAGCUGCGCGCACCGCUCAUCCACGCUCUCGCUGUUCGGGAGAUGACAUAUGACGAACUCUGGGAGAAGUGGGGCAAGGGUCGUGACGAUGAUGACGACUCGAGGCGAGAGUUCCGUAAUAUUCUGAACAAGGUCGCCGAUCAGGUCAAGAACUCUAACAAGUACAUGAUGAAGAAGAAUCACUGGAAGGAGUUGGAUGUUUGGAAUCACAAUUACGACUCGGAUUCGGAUCGUCAAACCGCCAUCGACAACGCUGUGCGGCACUUUGACAAGAUGCGAAUUGGUGCCUCGGAGCCAGAGUGGCAGAAGCUGUUGCCGUUUGACGACCGUGGAAAGGGCAAAUGUCUGAGCAAGCUCCAGGCCUCGCUAGCCAGGGGCCCUAAAGGACUCACCGUUCACGUCCAGAAUGCAGAUGAUACGAGCGGAGGUGGUUCGCCGGACACGGACAAUCGCUCCAUCAGCGGGUCGCAGCCCAUGUCUAGGUCGAGCUCACAAAACAAGCCCAAGAAGACAGCCGAAAAGAAACCAGUUGAAAAGAAACCAGCCGUGUCAGCACCGAAAAAGCCGGCGGCACCCAAGGUUUCUCCCUCCAAGCCCGCUGCCAAGCCCACUGCCAAGACGGGAGCCAGAGGACCGCUAUCAAAAGAAAUCAUCACGGAUUCUGACGAAUCCAGCGACGAAAUCCCGCUUUCACAGACAAAGAAUGUGGUCAAAAAACAAGCGGCACCUGCGGUGAGGGCUCCCAAGCCUCCGGUAUCUGCGCCGACUUCGGGUCCUUCGUCGCUUCCCAAGAAGCCCCCGCCACCUGCGGCACGCGAGCCUGCUAAGCCACAGAUCACAGCAAAGGCGCCGGUCAAGAGACCCCGCGAGGAGGAGGACAGCAGUUCCAGCUCGGGCACACCUCUUGCUAAGAAAUUCAAGGUCAAGGAACCAGUGAGGGCACCAAAAGAGCCCAUCAGGGCACCGAAGGAACCUAUCAGGGCGCCCAAGGAAACCACCGUCAGGGCACCCAAGGACGUCAUCCGUGCGCCACGAGAGACGAAGCCGAUCAAGGAAGCCAAGGCUGCACCGUUGCCUGUCAGCAAGCCCCGUCCGGCAGAUUUGAGCCAGAGCACGUCGAGAACCGGAAGCUCAAACAUUUCAUUCAACCGAUCGAAGAACACAUCGCCUGCCAAGUCUUCGCCUCUUGCAUCAUCGCCUCCAACCAAUGCCUCCGAUAUCGAUCCGGCUGAGGAGGCCAUGAUUGCCAAUGCCAAUCGCAAGCGCAAGGCUGACGCAUACUAUAAUGACUCGUCCUCGACCACUAGCAGCAGCAGCAGCAACGUGCAAACUUCGAGCAAGAACUCGAUCAAGAAGCGCACACACGACGAUGACGUGAGCGCGAGCAGGCGAGGCGCCGGUAGCAAACUUUCCCCGGAUGUUGUGGCUAAGGCACGGCGCUUCAAGGAGGCUUACUCGGAUUAUGAGCGACUGCACUACGAGCUUUCGGGAAUGAACAACCCAGAGGAAAGCAAACUCAAUGAGCUCAUGAACAUGCACCGCAGGUUGGAAAAGAUGAAAAAGGAGAUUUACUCGACUACAGGCGCUGCUUACAAUGGGGAUCGUGGCCGUGACCGCGCCCAAAAGUCUGGAGAGCAGAAGCGGAGUAGCGCCGUGGCCAGCAGCCGCCGCGAGCGCGACGAGUACAGUGACUAUGGCCGGCAUUGAGAUUUGACGAGGCGAUAAAAGUCGAGCGAUACAGCGCCGGUAAUAUUAUUCUUGGCAGCGAUUCGCUCCUUCGCAUCUCAAAACGUAUUGCUGAUACACGUCGAUUGACUCGGAUGUGCUUCUGCUCCCAGACUCUGAAGGCGACGGUGGACCUCAAACCCGUUAGCCGGUGUUGUCUUGAUUAUUUCCCGAGGAGUGUUUUUUUUGUUUUCAUACUUGUGCUUUCUUUUCUUUUUCUUUUCUUUUUUUGCUUUUUAUAUGAUCAUUAUACUGCAUGUUUCCCAAGUUUACCCCGGAGUGCGGCAAAGAAGCAACUCUUGCACAUUUCAUUUCAUCAUUCUAUGGCGCACCUUGAUUCUGGAGUUCAUGGGUGGCAUAUAACAAAUCACAGCAUAUUUUAUCUUUUCAUGGAAAAUGGUUUUUGGAUUUACUACUCCCCUUGCCCUCUUUUUCCUUUGCAUUAAUCUUAUACGAAUAACCUGAGGAGCAUAUCAUUGUAUGAUCCUUUUAUCGAUUACACUCUCUUCGGGACACGGGCAUUUGAAAUUGAUGGAUGCCACACCAGGAUACACUUGGUAUUUCUGUCCCAUGACGAAAACUGGAUGGCGAAGGGGCUCGAAAACAGAGGGUUGGGAAGAUUGUGAGGGACGACGAUGGUUAUUGCCAAGGUUGCUACUCUGCUUGACUAGUUCUAGUUGAUUGGUUUGGAUCAGCUACUUGACGUUUGGGUUACUUCGCUUGCAUUUGACUCGAGGACUCAUGUUGAUUUGCAUAGAGUCUCAUUCAGUGUCUCUAGCAGGUUUAGAGCAAUGGUUCAUUUAGCUACCGAAUUGAAGACAGAGAGUUAAGCUCACAAGCGUGUCACCAUAGGCUGUCGACAGCACAUACUGGAGACAUUUGGUGAUGAUUCAGACUCGGCAAAUGAG